Molecule: messenger RNA, 1433 nt
Organism: Impatiens glandulifera
Lineage: Eukaryota; Viridiplantae; Streptophyta; Magnoliopsida; Ericales; Balsaminaceae
Product: membrane-associated 30 kDa protein, chloroplastic
Exons: 11
Coding region: 141-1148 (335 amino acids)
Source: RefSeq, a predicted model, not a curated record
UUUCUUUCGCAUCAUCAUCGCCUUUCGCCAGUCACCACAAAUUACAGGAAGAGGAGCCGGAGCUUUAAGACUUGGAAUUUGUUGAUCCUUCUUUCUUUCUUUCUUUCUACUUUGUUUUCUUCUUCUUCAAGGACCGGAAAAUGGCGAUUAACUCACCGAUUACCGGAUUCAAAAUGGUCCAUACACCAUCUUCUUUGCCUCAGGCAACCUCAUCUCACACGGUCGUAGCCACCGUCAGGAUGCCGCCUCUCCGUACAUCUCUCUUCGGCGAUGGAGUUGGAGCCUCAAGAUUUACGAGAUUAGUCUUGCCCCGUUCCGAUAGAUUGAGAUGUCAGGGUGCUGGCAAGGGUGCUCUUGGUGCUCAAAUGAACCUUUUUGACCGAUUUGCUAGAGUGGUCAAGUCCUAUGCAAAUGCUAUUGUAAGCUCCUUCGAAGACCCAGAGAAGAUAUUGGAACAGACCGUGCUUGAAAUGAAUGACGAUUUGAUAAAGAUGCGCCAAGCAACAGCACAAGUUUUGGCAUCCCAGAAGCAGUUGGAGAAUAAAUACAAAGCUGCACAGCAAGCUUCUGAAGACUGGUAUAAAAGAGCACAACUUGCUCUUAGUAAGGGAGAGGAAGAUCUUGCUCGUGAAGCCCUCAAAAGGCGUAAAUCGUAUGCUGAUAAUGCAAAUGCUUUGAAGACUCAACUGGAUCAGCAGAAGGGUAUUGUUGAUAAUCUUGUCUCUAAUACACGGCUUCUAGAGGGCAAGAUACAAGAGGCAAGAUCAAAGAAAGAUACGUUAAAAGCACGUGCUCAAUCAGCCAAAACUGCAACUAAAGUGAGCGAAAUGCUUGGAAAUGUCAACACUAGCAGUGCUCUCUCUGCAUUUGAGAAGAUGGAAGAAAAAGUUAUGGCAAUGGAAUCUCAAGCAGAGGCUCUUAACCAGUUGUCCACUGAUGAUCUUGCUGGAAAGUUUGCAUUAUUAGAGAGUUCUUCAGUGGAUGAUGAUCUUGAAAGCUUAAAGAAGGAACUAUCUGGGAGUCAAAAGAAAGGAGAGCUUCCAGCAGGAAGAACAGCGGUUGCUAGCUCUAACUCGGGAUUUCCAUUUCAAGACACAGAGAUUGAGAGGGAGUUAAAUGAACUGAGGAGAAAAGCAAAGGAAUUAUAAGAUUUUACUUUGGAUAAUAUGGUGCAGCAAGCAUGUAUGGCCUUAUUUAAGUCAGUCCUUUUGAUUAAUCUUUAGCAGUGAUGGUGGUUAUGGCAUUUAUCAUCAUCUAAUCUAGGCCGGCCUUUUAUAUGAAUAGAGUGGAACCCAACUCAAAUGUUGUUUCUUUCUUCUUUAAUCUUUUCUUUCUUAUAUAUAUUUUUGUAAGUGACUAUUAUCUAUCCUAUUAUUAUAAUGUCAUAUUGGCUUCUUCAACAUUUUGUGUGUAAUCAACUAUAAUGUUGUCUA